Musca vetustissima is the source of this 223-nucleotide messenger RNA. RefSeq lists its product as uncharacterized. The transcript has a single exon. NCBI's taxonomy places the organism in Eukaryota, Metazoa, Arthropoda, Insecta, Diptera, Muscidae. The record is from RefSeq and is a predicted model, not a curated record. Bases 109 to 210 code for a protein of 33 amino acids.
GUGAGACACGCCGCAGCCGCCAUUAAACGCAAGGAGAACAAAAUCGCCAAAAUUCCGCCCUCAUUGAAAAUAAACUUUUCCAAAACGGAUACCCUCAGAGGACGACAUAUGUCAGUGCAAAACUAUUUAUUGUUGAUAUUCAAUCAGAACGCCAACGCUCUGUCGAGGUCACCGCAUAAUUUAGAAUUACUGAACUCUUUUAUAACGUAACAGUGAAAGUUUU